GCCUACCUAAACCAGCCUCCUCUCGGAUUAUCGCGUUUGGUUUUUGUUUUUUUAAACCUACAUCUCUUUAGCGGCGGAAACAUACAAGAGACACCUCCUUGUGCUUAAAAAAAACCUCGGCGCUGUUUGCUGUCACCUUGCGUCUCCCCCCUCCCCCUUUUCUUUUUUUUUGAUGAUGAUUUGUGAGGAAGAUGCGCCGCCGGUCUGAAAUUCCCCGUUGACCUUCGCCUCCCACUUACUGGCUCCCAUUCUCGCUAGAAACACUACAUUACAUACACACACACAGGUGCUGCUCUUUCUUUCUCUCUCUGUGUGUGACUGCCUUCCACAGCCGGGAUAAUCUUUUGUUUUCUCUGACCGAAGGCAGAUGCCCGUCGCUCUGUCAUCCCGGCUUGUACUAUGGUGGAGUUUCCAUCUCUCAGCCCUUACUGGCCUCUCAUCCGCUUUCUGGUGCCUUUGGCUAUCACCAAUGUUGCCAUCGACCUCGGAGAACAGGCUCUCAACAGGGGCAUAGCCACAGUCAAAGAGGAUGCAGUGGAAAUGCUGGCCAGCUACGGCCUGGCCUACUCCCUGAUGAAGUUCUUCACCGGGCCCAUGAGCGACUUCAAGAAUGUGGGUUUGGUGUUUGUCAACAGUAAGCGGGACCGGAGGAAGGCUGUGUUCUGCAUGGUGGCGGCCGGCCUCAUCGCGUUUGUCCUCCAUAUCUUGAUAGCAUACACAGAUUUAGGGUACUACAUCAUUAAUAAGCUCCACCAUGUGGAUGACUCUGUGGGGCACAAGACAAGAAGAGCUUUCUUAUACCUGGCUGCAUUCCCUUUAUUGGAUGCAAUGGCAUGGAUUCACGCAGGGAUUCUUCUCAAGCACAAGUACAGCGUCAUAGUCGGUUCAGCCUCCAUCUCUGAUGUCGUGGCCCAGAUUGUGUUCGUGGCCAUUCUCCUUCACAGCAAUCUGGAGUGUGUGGAGCCUCUACUUAUCCCAAUCCUUUCCCUGUACAUGGGUGCCGUGGUCCGUUUCAGCAUAGUCGGUCUGGGUUAUUACUGUAACAUUCACGACAGUAUCCCAGACUCCAGCGGACUGGACGUGGGUGGUGACGCCACCAUCAAAAAGAUGCUGAGUUUCUGGUGGCCUCUGGCCCUCAUCCUGGCUACUCAGCGCAUCAGUCGACCCAUCGUCAACCUCUUCGUGUCUCGUGACCUCAAGGGGACCAGUGAUGCUACAGAGGCCGUGGCAGUGCUCACAGCCACAUACCCGGUGGGUCACAUGCCCUACGGUUGGUUAACCGAGCUGAGGGCAGUGUACCCUGCCUUUGACAAGAACAAUCCCAGCAACAAGCUGAAUGCUGGUACCUCCGUCACCAAGACUCAUAUUAAAAAGUUCACAUUCUGCUGUCUGGCUCUAUCGCUCACGCUUUGCUUUGUGGUGUUUUGGACUCCUCACGUAUCAGAGAAGAUCCUGAUUGACAUCAUUGGAGUGGAGUAUACUUUCGCCAAGCUGUGUGUGAUCCCCCUCCGAAUUUUCUCCUUUUUCCCUCUGCCAGUGACUGUUCGGGCUCAUUUGACUGGAUGGCUCAUGACCCUCAAAAAGACCUUUGUGCUGGCCCCCAGCUCAGUUCUCCGCAUCAUUGUCCUCAUCACCAGUCUAGUUGUGCUGCCUUAUAUGGGGGUCCACGGGGCCGCGCUCGGGGUUGGAUCCCUCCUGGCCGGUUUCAUAGGGGAGUCGACAAUGGUUGCCAUAGCAGCGUGCUAUGUUUAUCGACAACAGAAGAACAGCGAGAUGUCCAACGAGCUGGUGGUGGAGGGCGAGGACGCGGCUCCGAUGAGCGAGGUGUGCCCCAGGACUCAGAUGGACGCCAUCGAGGAGCUCCAGGAAGAGGAAGAGGAGCAGGAGUGAAGAACUGUUGUUGAGAAGUUGGAGAGAAAGAAAGAAAGAAAGAAAGAAAAAAAAAAGGGAACGUGGACCUUUGCCUAAAAAAAAAAAAAAAAGAAUGAAGAGGAGACCGCUGAGUGAUCCGGUGCCAGAGAGGAGAGAGAGAGAGAGAGAGAAAGAGAGGAUCUGACGGAACUUUCAAAAUAAAAGCACAACGAGGUCUUCUUCGCUUCGACCCUCUUGCACCCCCCUCCCUCCUCUUCCUCCUCCCCC
Messenger RNA from Scomber japonicus (chub mackerel), 2139 nucleotides. RefSeq names its product ANKH inorganic pyrophosphate transport regulator a (gene ankha). The transcript is spliced from 12 exons. Gene Ontology annotation, molecular function: phosphate transmembrane transporter activity. The record is from RefSeq and is a predicted model, not a curated record. NCBI's taxonomy places the organism in Eukaryota, Metazoa, Chordata, Actinopteri, Scombriformes, Scombridae. Gene Ontology annotation, biological process: phosphate ion transmembrane transport. Bases 400 to 1890 code for a protein of 496 amino acids. Gene Ontology annotation, cellular component: membrane.